Acaulospora colombiana is the source of this 900-nucleotide messenger RNA. NCBI's taxonomy places the organism in Eukaryota, Fungi, Glomeromycota, Glomeromycetes, Diversisporales, Acaulosporaceae. The record is from the annotation of a GenBank genome assembly.
CCGCCAACCGCACCCGCUAAUCAAAAUACUCGCUUUCUUGUGCUCGAAGACAUCCCUUGCAGUGUUGGCCAUUCUAGUCUUGCUGCUUCACCCUGCAUGAUUUUCAUGAGCGGGAACCGUUCCGACUGGGUGAACAAUUAUUUCAUCAAUAAAUACAGAAAAUGCGAAGGAUAUGAGAAAUAUAUUGCACAGGAUCGGGAUCAUUGCAACCUGAUGCACAAAAAGAGAUUAGACGAAGCCGACAGUGGCAACGACCUAAAGAUGGUGCAUCAGAACAGGAACAUCCGGGAUUUGAUCUGGUUGAGGGAAUUUGGACCAAAAAGGAAUACAUACCGCUGCUGCUAUGAUGCUGGCUGGAACCCCGUUCUUGAGGAAAUCGAUGUUGGUCAGGUACAACUGACCAAUAUCGUCCGUCUGCGUGGCACUAUAAAGGUAUUCAGAUAUGGUUCAAAUGUGCAAAUAGAAACGGUGACAAAAAGGAAAGGGAUUUGGGUGGCCGAACAUGGGGCAGCCAUCACCACAUUCGAACAAAUCAGCCCAGUGAUGAAGAUGAGCAGGUUGGGAUGGGGUUCGGGCAAAUUGGCUCCCACUUCGGCCGCAAUGGGGACGAGUAGAACCGCAGCAAUGGUAUGGCUGAUGAAAGUGGAGAUAACCUGCGAGGAUUGGGAUGAUAGCUAUGAUACCCAUAUCGCCGACCCAAUCCUCGAUCGAGUGUUCAAUGCACCACAGGCCAAUAGUCAAGAUGCAAAUGAAUGCCACCCAAUACUGCUUCCACCUCAAGAGAAGGAAGAGCCAAAUGAGGAUAAUGGAGAGCCCAGAAACCGGAAGUGCGACGCUGAACCAUUCCAGCCAGUCGAGUGGAGGGUCCAUGUGCUGGAUGACGAUGAGGUUUUGAGGUGA